Rhinocladiella mackenziei CBS 650.93 is the source of this 930-nucleotide messenger RNA. RefSeq lists its product as uncharacterized. The coding region runs from base 1 to 930 and encodes 309 amino acids. Lineage: Eukaryota; Fungi; Ascomycota; Eurotiomycetes; Chaetothyriales; Herpotrichiellaceae. The record is from RefSeq and is a predicted model, not a curated record. Gene Ontology annotation, molecular function: oxidoreductase activity. The transcript has a single exon.
AUGAGUAUCAUUGAACGUCCCUCUCCCGAAUUUCUCAACAGCAAAUUACCAUCAAAAGUUGCAGUGGUGACUGGAUCAGCCUCAGGAAUUGGAUAUGCCACAGCAAAACUCCUAGCUGAAUAUGGGGCACAAGUGGUGGUCGUCGACCUGGACGCGGCGCAGUCACAGAAAGCGGCGGACUCGAUCGGCCACGGCGCUGCAUCUCACGCAUGCGACGUGACUUCGUGGACGCAACAGGUUGAGCUCUUCGAGUGGGUGGUGUCUAAGUUUGGGGCGUUGGACGUGGUUAUAUGCAAUGCAGGCAUUGACCCCGAAGUCAACAACACUUUUCCCGCUGGACAUCCCACAAAAGAGAAGGCAUCAAAGAGCGUCUUCUACGAUUUCUCCGCCGAUGAGAUGGAGGAAGUGGAAGAUGGCAAAAGCCAGAGAUUGAAGGCUCCCCCGAAAACAAUUUUCGAUGUCAAUCUCAUGGGGCCGAUCUACAACCUCAAGCUCGCAAUGCAUCAUAUGAAACGAUUAGCCAAGGGCGGACGAAUCAUUUUCGUCGGAUCAGCCAAUUCCUACCUUCCUCUCUCCGACACAUCAUUGUACUGCGCCUCCAAACACGCCAUAUUGGGUUUGAUGCGCUCAGCGUCCAGGAGAACAGACUGUAAGGAGGCCAAUAUUACCAUCUCGCUACUUGUGCCAUGGACUACCGUGACACCUUUGACAGCACCCAUCUUGGAGCUUAUUCCCGACUCCAUGAUAGUGAAGAGCGUCCCUGAAGAUCUCGCCUGGGCCGUUGCAUAUCUUGUCUCGGCGGAGCCUGACAAAGUGAAUGGAAAAGGUGUAUGGGUCCAAGGGCAGAAGAUGAAAGAAGUUGAGGAUGCAUACUAUGAUUUUACAUUGACGUUGUCGGAAUCAACAGGGGAGAAAUGGACAGAAGAGUAG